AUGUCGUUACGGGAACUGUGCAAAAUCGAGCGUGGAUACAUCGAUUCGAUAUCUAAUUUGGAAGUGUUUGUAACCAAUUAUAACCAGCAGCGUGAUCAAUUCAAACUAUCCGCCAGGCUGGAGCAUCUUGAAUCCAUUUUCAAGGCAUUUCGUGGAAAUCGUGCCAAAAUUGAAGCCCGACAAGAGCAGGACCUGGCUUUAUCUACGGAUGGAAAGGACAAAAAGGAGAUCGAAGUGGCACAAGAGGCCGAAGCCGCAAAUAGAAAGGUACUAUUGGAAGUGGAGAACCGUUAUUUCGAUGUAAAGGACUUUCUUCUAUCGAAAAAAGGCAAUGCAGCAACUGAAACAAUAUCUUCCACUUAUCAAGCUCCCUCCUCCCGUGUUCACCUUCCAGUGUUUAAAAUACCACCAUUUGACGGUAGUAUUAGGGAUUGGAUAGGGUUUCGCGAUGCUUUCCAAAGCAUGAUUGCUAAGGAUAUUUCGCUAUCGCCCAUUGACAAAUUCAACUACCUUUUGUCAACACUCACCAAAGAAGCCAGGACAUUAGUGGAAUGUAUUGAAGUGACAGCAGAUAACUUUGACGUCGCGUGGCAGAUGCUUGAGCAAAGGUUCGAAAAUAAAAAGAUCAUCGCUCGUUCAUUGAUGGAUGGUUUUCUAGAAACAGAACCAAUCAAACGCGAGUCAUAUGAAGCACUCGUUGUUCUGAUUGAUACAUAUGAGCGCAAUUUGCUACAGUUGCGAAAAAUCGGUCUACAAACAGAAGGAUGGUCACAUUUGCUGGCACAUCUGCUCUACGUUCGUCUCGAUGUUGAUACCCAACGACACUGGGAACGAGUUCACAACUCCCGUGACGCUCCAAGAUAUGAGGAUUUGCUAAAGUUUCUUCGUGAUCAUCUGACCACUCUUCAGCCGUUUGCAUCAUGCAAAUCACGAGGCCAUGAAUCUCGACAGGAGCACAUCAAGGUAGCAGUGAAACCCAAAAUAGGCUCCACACUCACCACCACAACCUCCAAGAAGACUUGUACGUUUUGUCAGAAGCAGUUUCAUUCUCCCUUCAAAUGUGAAAUCUUUAACAAACUGAGCCCGGCCCAGAGGCUCGAAGCAGUUAAGAAAAAUGGAUUGUGUCUAAAUUGUUUCUCUUCGUCCCAUUUGGUACGGUCAUGUUCAAGCUCAUCCUGUAGAGUUUGUGGUCAAAAGCAUCACACGAUGCUGCAUUUGCGUACCAACAAUCACAACAUUCAAUCACAGCCUCACAUAGACCGCUUGGUUGAUAAUAAGUUUGCAGAUCAAUCUGGCACCAAACACGAUACGACGUUGUCACCUAUACUGCCAACCUUGCCGUCCAUCGGUGCAACUUUGGAACCAAAUAAAUCCACACAUACCUCUUCAGACACGCGCUUGCCUUUAGCCCUUCCCUCCACCGGAUCGAACGACAAUAGUAUUGUAUAUCUCUCCACUGCCGUCGUGAAAAUAAUUGAUUGUCGAGGAAAUUUUCAAUACGCUCGAGCUCUUCUAGACAGCUGCUCCGAACGGAAUCUGCUGUGCGAACGUAUGGCGCAAAAGCUUCAUCUUCGUCGGAUUAAUGACUCACUUUCCUUGCAAGGUGUCGGACCUACUUCUGCAAGCUCAAGGCACUCUGCUACCGCAACAAUUAGCUCACACUAUAAGGACUAUUCGGUAGACCUCAAGUUCCACAUUCUAUCGGAAUUCAAGCCAAUUUUGCCAUCGAAUCAAUUGUCAGUUACCCAUUGGAAUAUUCCAUCAAACAUCGUUCUCGCUGACUCACGUUUCUUCGAGCCAAACCGCAUCGAUUUGAUCAUUGGAGCUGAAGCCUACUACCGACUGCUUCUCGAAGGUUUCGUCGAUCUUGGACCAGCACUACCUCAUCUUAAGGAGACGGUUUUUGGAUGGGUAGUCUCAGGGAAAUACAACACAACUGGAAUACAGCCUGCCAGGUCGGCCACGACGCUCAUUUGCAGUAGGGAAUAUGAGGCGUUUAUUCGUGAGUACGUGCAAUUGGGUCAUAUGAAACAAAUUGACCCUAGCAACGAAGCGCUGCAGCCUGACGAGAAAAUCUACUAUAUGCCACACCACUGCAUCAUUCGUCCAGACAGUGUUACAACCAAAUUGAGGGUCGUCUUCGAUGCGUCCUGUCCCACUGAUACUGGCAUAUCGCUGAACGAUGCCCUCAUGUUACACAUGAGCCAGCCUGCAGUACCGCACCAUCAGCACUUUGGGUGGCAUCGACCCAAUCAUGCCACCGCCAACGUCAGCAGAACUGAUCCAUUGGACUACGACCCAUAG
Molecule: messenger RNA, 2304 nt
Organism: Armigeres subalbatus
Lineage: Eukaryota; Metazoa; Arthropoda; Insecta; Diptera; Culicidae
Exons: 3
Coding region: 1-2304 (767 amino acids)
Source: RefSeq, a predicted model, not a curated record